AUGGGGCUCCCCAUGGAGAGGACCCGAGUGAAGCCAUCUCAAAUCAGUCAGCCAAGGGACCAAUUAAUCCGGCCAUUGUCAGGCCCAAGCCACUGCCAGCACAUCAACACAUUCAGAGCCCAUUGUCCCGACCCUCCUGCAGUAGGAUUUAGUCCGUCCAACAGCCAGUUUUGUCCAGGCCAGCUCAGGCGGAAGUUUCUCACUGACAAUUUGCCCCAAAUAGAUUUGUCAGAAAGCGUCCAUCGACCUGCCAGUCGGAUUCUGGACAUUCCAUGUAAAGUGUGUGGCGACCGAAGUUCUGGAAAGCACUACGGUGUUUAUGCGUGUGAUGGCUGCUCGGGAUUUUUCAAGAGGAGCAUCAGGAGAAACAGAACGUAUGUCUGCAAAUCUGGCACACAGGGCGGUUGUCCAGUAGACAAGACACACAGAAACCAGUGUCGUGCAUGUCGCUUGAAAAAGUGCCUAGAAGUGAAUAUGAAUAAAGAUGCCGUGCAGCACGAGAGAGGACCGAGGACGUCAACCAUUCGGAAGCAGGUGGCUCUGUAUUUCCGAGGGCAUAAAGAGGUGAACGGUUCGUCAGCUCACUUUCCAUCCACGUCUAUCCCGGGGCCGCCAUUUUUCACAACAGUCACGCAAUUGGAACCUCACAGUCUGGAUUUAAAUACGGUCACCACUACACCGGAGCGACAGGCCAUUGUGGGACUCGCUCAGCCCACACCGAAGUAUCCUCAUGAAGUUAGUGGCACUCCCAUGUACCUGUAUGAAGUGGCGACUGAGUCUGUGUGUGAGUCAGCUGCUCGACUGCUCUUCAUGAGUAUUAAAUGGGCCAAGAGUGUUCCGGCCUUUUCUACCCUCCCUUUACCUGACCAGUUGAUCCUUUUAGAAGAUGCAUGGAGGGAACUAUUCGUAUUGGGCAUAGCACAGUGGGCCAUUCCUGUGGACUCCAGCACUCUCCUAGCAGUUUCAGGAAUGAACACAGACAACACAGAUUCACAGAGGCUAAACAAAAUCAUCUCAGAGAUCCAGGCACUGCAGGAGGUAGUGACGCGUUUCAGACAGCUUAGGCUGGAUGCAACAGAGUUUGCGUGCCUAAAGUGCAUCGUCACCUUUAAAGCAGUUCCAACACACAGUGGUUCGGAACUGAGAAGCUUUCGCAAUGCAAGUGCCAUUGCAGCCCUUCAAGAUGAGGCCCAGCUGACUCUCAACAGCUACAUUCACACCAGGUACCCCACUCAGCCGUGUCGCUUUGGGAAACUGUUGUUACUCUUGCCCGCUCUACGUUCAGUUAGUCCAUUCACCAUUGAAGAGGUGUUCUUCAAAAAGACAAUCGGAAAUGUCCCAAUCACACGAUUACUCUCCGAUAUGUACAAGUCCAGUGAUAUAUGAGCUACACCGAUGACAGAGAAAGAAAACAUUGCAACUUUGACCUUGACAUUCACAUGGACGCUGAGACACUGCGGAUGUUAGUUGAAGCCCUAAUGUGAUACUUCACACACUUGUUUGGAUAAUAAAGCAUUACCAAUGUCCAGA
This is a messenger RNA of Xyrauchen texanus (razorback sucker), 1530 nucleotides long. Its product is annotated as nuclear receptor subfamily 2 group E member 1-like. Bases 1 to 1386 code for a protein of 461 amino acids. Gene Ontology annotation, biological process: negative regulation of transcription by RNA polymerase II; cell differentiation; anatomical structure development. The transcript has 9 exons. The record is from RefSeq and is a predicted model, not a curated record. Lineage: Eukaryota; Metazoa; Chordata; Actinopteri; Cypriniformes; Catostomidae. Gene Ontology annotation, molecular function: nuclear receptor activity; RNA polymerase II cis-regulatory region sequence-specific DNA binding; zinc ion binding.